AUGUAUAAUCCUAAGCUAGAUGAUUUAAAUAAAAGCUGUUUAAGAACAAAAACAAAAAAGUAGGCACAACCUAUAAUCGUUUGUUAUGAUACUAAAACAAAAUUGCCAAUAGAAUUAAAAUAAGUUUAAUAUACAGUUAAUAUAUAACCUGGUUUAGCAGUAGUGCAUAUAUGUUAAAUCUAUUCAACUGAAUAAAACAAAGAUCAAUGUGAAUUAGAAUACUUGUUUACAAUAGAUUAAAAUUCAGCUGUUACUAAGAUGAUAGUUGAACUUGGAGAUUAAAAAGUUUAUGGAGUUAUAAAAGAAUUAGAAGAGGCAAAAAAGGAAUAUGAAAAGGGAAUAAAAGAAGGAAAGACAAUGGUGUUAAGCUAAGAAGAUUCAAAAAUAUCAAAUAUCAAAAAAGUUAAAAUUGGUUGUUUGAGUCCUGGUAAAUCAUUAAAAAUUUAAUUUGAAUACAUCCAACAAUUAUAAGUAUUUCUGAAUUAAUUUUGGAAAUUAGAAUUGUCUUCUAUGAUAGAUACAAGUUAUUUUGCAGUUAAUGAAUUAAAGAACACAUCUAAAAAUUAUGCUUAAUAAUAUUCUUUUGUGAAAAACCAUGUCAACAUUUAAGCAAUGAAAUUAAAUUAUAAGUAAAAUAUUACUGUAAUAAUUAAUAUGGAAAAACCGAUUACAUAUGCUAAAUCUCCAACACAUUCAAUUUUAUUAAAUUCUGAUAUUAAUGUCAAAGAAAAAUAAAUUGAUUUAUAAACUCCUUAGAACUAAUUAAUUAUUACUUUAGAUAUGAAUGAUCCUGAAAAUAUGGCACCAAAUAAAAAGUUUGAGUUACUAUUUUCCUCCAAUGAUGUUAAUAACCCUUAUGCAAUACUAAGCCAUACAAAUAAUGAUGCUUUAUAACAUAUCAAAUAUUGUGCAACUCUAACCCUCAUACCAAAAUUUAAUGAAUUUCCAAUAGAUGAUGCCUAUCAAUCAUAUCUAAAUGGUUUAAAUUUAUCAUCAUAGGCAAAAAUCUAAAAGGGUUGUUAUAUAUUUUUUAUUGAUCGUAGUGGUUCAAUGGAAGGCAUAAGAAUUGAAAAAGCCAAACAAUCACUGAUACUGUUUCUGAAGAGCCUUCCUGAAGAUUGUUCUUUUAAUAUAAUUUCAUUUGGUAGCAAUGUAUAAAAGAUGUUCGAUAUUGCACAAGCAUAUAAUUAAAAAACACUAAAUUAGGCAAUAAAGUAAGUUCAAGAAAUGGAUGCAGAUUUGGGGGGAACUAAUAUUUUAGAAGCAUUGGUUUAAGGCAUUUAUGAUGAAAAAUAUUAAAAAAGCAAAUAUAGUUCAGAAACUUUAAAUGCUUUUCUACUAACAGAUGGAGAGGAUUCUCCUGAAGAUAUCAUUAAGUUAGUAUCUAAAAAUCAGAGACCUGAAACUAGAAUUUAUACAUUAGGUAUUGGGAAUCAUUGUAGUGAGUAUCUAGUCUAAAGAUUAGCUGAAGUUGGAAAUGGAAAAUGUUAAUUAGUAGGAGAUAAUGAGGAUAUUAAUUCUAAAGUAAUAGAUUUGUUAGAGGAUUCCCUAACUUAUUAUUUAAAGGGAUUUUCAUUGAUACAUAAUAUUGAAAAAGUUUCAUAGAUUAUUCCUGAUCCAAAAUCAAUAACUUAAUUAAAGAAAAAUCAAGAGUUAACUUUACAAAUUUUAUUUUCAAAGAAACAGAAAAAAGAAAAUUUAGAAUUCAAAAUUAAUUGUUUUGAUCCAUAAAUGAAUAAAUAAAUUUAAUAUGAAGUUNUAUGCUUAAUAAUAUUCUUUUGUGAAAAACCAUGUCAACAUUUAAGCAAUGAAAUUAAAUUAUAAGUAAAAUAUUACUGUAAUAAUUAAUAUGGAAAAACCGAUUACAUAUGCUAAAUCUCCAACACAUUCAAUUUUAUUAAAUUCUGAUAUUAAUGUCAAAGAAAAAUAAAUUGAUUUAUAAACUCCUUAGAACUAAUUAAUUAUUACUUUAGAUAUGAAUGAUCCUGAAAAUAUGGCACCAAAUAAAAAGUUUGAGUUACUAUUUUCCUCCAAUGAUGUUAAUAACCCUUAUGCAAUACUAAGCCAUACAAAUAAUGAUGCUUUAUAACAUAUCAAAUAUUGUGCAACUCUAACCCUCAUACCAAAAUUUAAUGAAUUUCCAAUAGAUGAUGCCUAUCAAUCAUAUCUAAAUGGUUUAAAUUUAUCAUCAUAGGCAAAAAUCUAAAAGGGUUGUUAUAUAUUUUUUAUUGAUCGUAGUGGUUCAAUGGAAGGCAUAAGAAUUGAAAAAGCCAAACAAUCACUGAUACUGUUUCUGAAGAGCCUUCCUGAAGAUUGUUCUUUUAAUAUAAUUUCAUUUGGUAGCAAUGUAUAAAAGAUGUUCGAUAUUGCACAAGCAUAUAAUUAAAAAACACUAAAUUAGGCAAUAAAGUAAGUUCAAGAAAUGGAUGCAGAUUUGGGGGGAACUAAUAUUUUAGAAGCAUUGGUUUAAGGCAUUUAUGAUGAAAAAUAUUAAAAAAGCAAAUAUAGUUCAGAAACUUUAAAUGCUUUUCUACUAACAGAUGGAGAGGAUUCUCCUGAAGAUAUCAUUAAGUUAGUAUCUAAAAAUCAGAGACCUGAAACUAGAAUUUAUACAUUAGGUAUUGGGAAUCAUUGUAGUGAGUAUCUAGUCUAAAGAUUAGCUGAAGUUGGAAAUGGAAAAUGUUAAUUAGUAGGAGAUAAUGAGGAUAUUAAUUCUAAAGUAAUAGAUUUGUUAGAGGAUUCCCUAACUUAUUAUUUAAAGGGAUUUUCAUUGAUACAUAAUAUUGAAAAAGUUUCAUAGAUUAUUCCUGAUCCAAAAUCAAUAACUUAAUUAAAGAAAAAUCAAGAGUUAACUUUACAAAUUUUAUUUUCAAAGAAACAGAAAAAAGAAAAUUUAGAAUUCAAAAUUAAUUGUUUUGAUCCAUAAAUGAAUAAAUAAAUUUAAUAUGAAGUUAAAAUGAAUCUUAAAAGUUCCAAAGAGAAUGAAUAUUUUCAUAAAAUAGCCGCUCAUAAACUAAUAAGAUAUUAUGAAAAAUCAAUUUCCUAAUAAGCUCAAUAAAUGGAGACUGUUAUGAUCAAUGAAAAAUGCAUUAAAGAUUUGGAUAUUAUUAAUUUGUCAUUAUAGAAUCAAAUACUAUGUUCUAAAACAGCAUUUAUUUGUGAAGUAUGCUAAAAUGAAUAAAAUCUUUAAGCACUGAUAAAGAAAAAGAUGAAGAUUAACUUAUGUUUAGAGGCAAAUGAUGAAGAUUAAGCAUUUCAAAACAAAAGAACUAAAAUGUCAUUUAGAUCAAUUAAAAGUUGUAGCAAACCUUCCAAUAUGAUGUAUUAAUUGCAAGAACCAUAAAGGGUGAUGUGUUGCAUGUAGUAAGAAACGAUGUUAUAAUCAAAAUGUCAAAAAUUGUCGGAAGAAGAAGAUUAAGAAAAACUCAUCAGUUCACAUAAAUUUUAAAAAUAGGAUUUACAACAGUCCAAAAAAUUUCUUCCUAAAUAAAGCAUCCUAAGUGCUCCAAAGCCAAAAAUACUAUAAGAGGAUUAACAAAUGAUAGCAUAUUUUGAAUUAAUUGACUGCAUGUAAGCAAAUGGUAGUUUCCUAUUAGAAAUACAUAUUGAAGAUUCACUAAAGUUAAGCAGAAUAGAUAAUAAAUAUCAUUUAGAAGAUCUAUGUUGGCCAACAGUGGUUUCUCUUUUUUAUUUGGAAUUAUUUUGUCAGGAUUCUAAGACUUCCUGGUAAUUAAUUUAUAAUAAAGCCAUAAAUUAUUUAUAAAAGAAAGGAGUUAAUUAUUUUUAGAUAAAAACAGAAUGCAUUACAGAUUAUAGAAAACUUUUUUAGAAUUGA
Molecule: messenger RNA, 3835 nt
Organism: Paramecium pentaurelia
Lineage: Eukaryota; Ciliophora; Oligohymenophorea; Peniculida; Parameciidae
Source: the annotation of a GenBank genome assembly